GCAAUUCCAACGAAUCCGAGCAAACAAAAACAUCCGGUGGUCGGUGGAUCCCACGUGCUCACCAGCACCACCCGAUAAAACCCUAACCGCCUCCCUCUCUAAGCUCGACCACCGAAUCGCCGUCCAGAAUGGAACAGCCCUCAACCCCCAACGCCGCCUCUCCUCCUCCCAACGACUCCACCACCACCACCAAUAACAAGAACAAGAAGAAGCGGCAGCUGCCGGGCCCGGAGGGGGUGCUGUCCCACUACGAGGCCCAGGGGCUGGGCACCCGCGAGGCCUCCCUCCAGGCCAUCGGCGAGCUCCAGUCCCUCCUCUACAAGUCCGUGGUGUCCGGCCGUGGUGGCAAGAAGGAUACCGACUCCGUCCGCAAGCUCGACACCAUCAACACCCGCCUCGCCAUCAUCGAGAUGAAGCUCGACUCCAAGCCCAGCUUCCUCCAGUCCUUCGCCAUCGGCCUCGCCUCCGGCGCCACCAUCCCCCCCAUCCUCUCCGGCCUCGGCGCCAUGUGGAACGCAGUCAAGACCGCCACCAGGAGCUCCCCUCCCUCUUCCUCCUUGUAGUUUCUUUUCUCUCUUUCUUCUCCAUCCAUCCUUUUCGUCUUGUCUUUCUUUCUUGCAAAGCGACCGACCCGGUUAUAUGUAAUGAACAUGAAACAGAAUUCUUCUUUUUCUCGAUAUCAGCAGUUUACAAAUAUCCAGGAACAAGAGAGAGACGAUUAGCAAAUGGGCAUGGAGGUGGCUUUCCAUAUAAUUGUUAGAUUACAAACUGGAGCGCUUUAUCAUCUUGGGCGGAUGCAACUCGUGUACUUGAAUGAAUAAGAUCUGAAGUUUCUUCGGGAAUUUUAGAGUA
Elaeis guineensis (African oil palm) is the source of this 852-nucleotide messenger RNA. RefSeq lists its product as uncharacterized. The record is from RefSeq and is a predicted model, not a curated record. Lineage: Eukaryota; Viridiplantae; Streptophyta; Magnoliopsida; Arecales; Arecaceae.